GAUAAUAAAUAGCCAAACAUUUUAAAAUUUUGCUUUGUGUGUUCUAUAAGAUGCCGUGGUUUAAGAAGUGGCUACAUGUUUCCAAUGAGACGCCGUGGUUUAAGAACCUGCUAUCUGUGUCCUAUGAAAUGCAGUGUUUUAAGAAUUUGCUAUCGAUUCCCAUGCGACGCCGUGGUUUUAAGUAUGCAUAAAUUAUUUUGCAUCCAGUCUGAUAAACUGACCCGUGGGAUUUGAGAAGAUAAUUAAGUGUAAGAGGAUUCGGAAAUGCCAUGUCCCAUGAGCCGCCGUGGUUUUAAAUAUGCAUAAAUUCUUUUGCCAGUCUAAUAAAUCCACCCGUUGGAUUUGAGAAGAUAAUCUACUGUAAGAGGAUUUUUCCCAUCUGCAAUGGACCGAAAAACGAAGAAUUUACUAUGGCCAGGAAAUAUUCUUCGAAUGGGACUGCUGUGGACGACGGCCCUCUUGUACUCCUAUUUCAAACUCUUUUACAAGCGCCUGUUCGGGACCCUCCGCUCUUACCCGCAUGUUCUACCUCAGUCAGAUUACAAACCAGUCUGUAUCGUAACAGGGGCAACAUCAGGUCUGGGAAAAAGCACUGCAGAGGCUCUUUCUGUUCAAGGUUAUCACGUCAUUCUAGCUGGUCGUUCAUUCCAAUGUUUAUCCAAGACAAUAGCAGAGAUUCAGCAUAGACAUGAAGGAGUAAGCUUAAAGGCAAUAGAACUUGAUUUGUGUUCACUGGAAUCAAUCUUGAAGUUUAAAGAUUCUGUUUUAGAUUGGUUGAAAGCAGCCAAUCUUCCUUCCUCCCUGCAACUAUUGGUAAACAAUGCUGGAAUUCUCGCAACAUCACAGGGGUUUACUUCUGGUGGAUAUGACAGAAUGAUGGCAAGUAAUUACUUGGGAGCAUUUAUGCUUACACACCUGCUUUUACCUCUACUCCAGUCCAGUUCCUGCCCUCCUCGGAUAGUUAAUGUGGCUUCAUUUACACACUGGUGUGUCCAGGAUAUACAAGUGAAUGAGGCAAAUCUGGCAAAAGGAGAUGUGCAGAAUUCCUCAAAUUUAAAUUGGUACCAAUUAGCCCGUAUAUAUGAAUCAACUAAACUGUAUUUAAUUCUCUUCACAUUCGAGCUUCAUCGGCAGCUUUAUAUUGGAAAUCAUUUACAUCCAAUUUCUGUCACGGCUGCUGAUCCAGGAGCUGUUGAAACACGCAUCUUGCGUGAAGUACCUAACUGGCUUUCAUUUGUGAUCUUCAAAGUGAUGAAAUACUUAUGUCUUAUGCAGUCCCCAACAAUGGGUUCCAGGGCAAUCGUUGAUGCAGCUUUAGCUCCUCCAGAAGCAUCUGGCAAGUAUUUUUUUGGAGGAGGGGGAAGAACAAUUGAGCCAUCAACCCUUUCAAAUGAUUCAGAGCUUGCACAGAAGUUAUGGAAAGCUUCUGCUUCUCUACUUCAUAUAGCAACAUGAGGCUUCUCACGGAUAGAAAUCCUUUACUGCAUAGUAGGAUGUGAAGUGUGGAGAGAUUUUUUGAAAAUGCAUUUUAUCCUUGUUUUCUAGAUGAGAUGGAAAUUGAAUUUAAAUACAACCUAUAAAAACGUUUUUUUGUAUGUAUGUAUGUUAACACGCUUGUAAAUUACAUGCACUCUUUUUAAAAGCACUCAUAGUUUUACAUUGAUGUGCUUGCUAGUUGAAAUUAUUAGAGCACAAUUUAUGAGUCAUAACAUGGCAAAUAAUUUGCACAUCAUGGCAUAGUGAAUGUAACACCCUUUUAUAAAAAAUGCUAUAAUUUCUGACAUUAAAG
Molecule: messenger RNA, 1789 nt
Organism: Cryptomeria japonica (Japanese cedar)
Lineage: Eukaryota; Viridiplantae; Streptophyta; Pinopsida; Cupressales; Cupressaceae
Product: short-chain dehydrogenase TIC 32, chloroplastic
Exons: 9
Coding region: 385-1455 (356 amino acids)
Source: RefSeq, a predicted model, not a curated record